Danaus plexippus (monarch butterfly) is the source of this 1246-nucleotide messenger RNA. It is a transcript of the gene Tyms, whose product is annotated as thymidylate synthase. Lineage: Eukaryota; Metazoa; Arthropoda; Insecta; Lepidoptera; Nymphalidae. The transcript is spliced from 5 exons. The record is from RefSeq and is a predicted model, not a curated record. Gene Ontology annotation, molecular function: thymidylate synthase activity. The coding region runs from base 144 to 1142 and encodes 332 amino acids. Gene Ontology annotation, cellular component: mitochondrion; cytosol. Gene Ontology annotation, biological process: dTMP biosynthetic process.
AGAUUUCAAGUUUUAAAAAUUAUUAUAAAAUUAUAGGUAACCAUUAGCAACAUUUCAAAUAGCCUAUUCACAGAUAACCAACAAUAAGAUCAAAGAAAACAUUCUAUACUCUAUUGCCUUUAAUGUGACAAUACUAAACCCCAAUGUUCUUAUUUUUUCGCGCCAAAACGUGCUUACAACUAAAAUCAUACAAUUUGCUAAAGUGUAUCUUUACUAAAGUGUAUCUACCAUUACCUCGAUCAACAAAUAUGUCAUUAAGCAAUGGUUUUCAUACACAACAUGAUGAAUAUCAAUAUCUAAACCUUAUUAGAGAUAUUAUUAAAACAGGUGACAAACGUAAUGACAGAACAGGUGUUGGAACCUUGUCUGUAUUUGGAUCAGUACAAAGGUAUUCUUUAAAAAAUAAUACUCUGCCUUUACUUACAACAAAACGAGUUUUUGUCAGAGGAGUUAUAGAAGAACUUUUGUGGAUGAUAUCCGGUUCGACUGAUAGUAAAAAACUAGCUAGCAAAGGUGUGCAUAUAUGGGAUGCAAAUGGUUCCAGAGCUUUUCUUGAUAAUCUGGGGUUCAAAGAUAGAGAAGAAGGUGAUCUUGGUCCUGUUUAUGGUUUUCAGUGGAGACACAGUGGUGCCAAAUAUAUAGACGCUAAGACUGAUUACACUGGACAAGGAGUAGAUCAGCUCCAAAAUGUCAUUGACACUAUCAAAAAAAACCCUGGUGAUAGACGUAUAAUAAUGUGCGCAUGGAUUCCUGCUGACCUGAGCUUAAUGGCUCUCCCACCUUGUCACUGCCUUGCACAAUUCUAUGUAUCCAAUGGAAAGCUGAGUUGUCUUUUGUACCAAAGAAGUGCAGAUAUGGGUCUUGGAGUACCAUUCAAUAUUGCCAGUUAUUCAUUGUUGACACAUAUGAUUGCACAUAUCACAAAUUUGGAGGCUGGUGAGUUUAUUCAUACAACAGGAGAUACCCAUGUAUAUCUGAACCACAUAGAACCAUUAAAUAAGCAACUUGAAAGAGAACCGAGACCCUUCCCAACUCUAGAGUUUAAACGCAAAAUUGAUUCAAUUGAUGACUUUAAGUAUGAAGACUUUGUUGUUAAGAACUAUAACCCUUACCCUAAGAUAGACAUGGAAUUGGCUGUAUAGAAGUGUAGUAUUGAAUAAAAUAUUGAAUUCGUCAUGUAUGUAUUGUGCUAAGUAGCAAAACUGAACGACAGUAACUAAUAUAAUAAAGUAAUCCACCUAAAUUA